Diaporthe amygdali is the source of this 3045-nucleotide messenger RNA. RefSeq lists its product as uncharacterized. The record is from RefSeq and is a predicted model, not a curated record. Bases 1 to 3045 code for a protein of 1014 amino acids. The transcript is spliced from 3 exons. Lineage: Eukaryota; Fungi; Ascomycota; Sordariomycetes; Diaporthales; Diaporthaceae.
AUGGAGGUCGACAACCAUGGGUCGUCGACCUCGAACUCGACAACCCGACAGAGAAGCAGCUCUCAGCCUUCUGAGGGCCCUGUGAAGCGAAACGACGAGCACGAUUCCCUGGUCACCGUCCGCCUGUCGGAACCGCCCAGACAGCUGACCCUCAACACCAACGUGGACACCAAUGGCACGAUUCAGAACAGGAGGAGUCUGUUUUCUGGCAACUUGAGUGCCAGCCCGAUCAGCCCCAGCCCCCUUAGUGCGUCUUCUGAGACAAAGCUGGAAGACGAGAUUAUGAGCCCUGUCACGACCACGUAUGGUUCAAAAGCAAAUUUGCAAGAAGAAUUGGAUGCACUCCAGGAUACCGAGGACGACAGCAAGACGAUAAGCGGCGCUGAAAUCAACGAGGACUCUGACGACGACGACGAAGAGGUAAACUGGGAGCAACUGCAGAAAACAGAGGACGCCGUGGUCAAGGACAACGAUUCUGAAGACUCCACUGCCAUGCUCCUCGCACGCCUCGAGCAGGCAAAUGAUGAGCUGGCCACCAACCCAAAAAGUAUUAAGGCCAAGAGUCCGCUCGAAAGGAUUCAGCAAUCUGCCCGCAAGCCGCGACCGCCUUCUAUGGCACAGCUACGAGAGAUGGUCCAGGGGCCCAUUGCGGCCCCUCUGCGGUACUCGAUGCUGCCGCCGCCUCCGAUGACAGACCUCGAGUUCUACGCAGCACUUGUCAAGGACUACCAACAAACGGCCGCCCGCCUGCCGACGCUGCUAGCCAAUAAGAUCCGCAAGGGCAUCCCACCGCCGCUUCGUGGAGUUGUCUGGCAGAGCAUGUCCGGGGCGAGGGACUCGACGCUCGAGGACGCAUUCGAGAGGUUCACCGGCGAGUCGAGUCCGUACGAGGGCCUGAUCGGCAAGGACCUCGGGCGCAGCUUUCCGGGGGUGGACAUGUUCCGUGACCCUGACGGCGACGGGCAACGGAUGCUGGGGCGGGUCCUCAAAUGCUACAGUUUGUACGACCAGAAGAUCGGGUACUGUCAGGGGCUCGCACUAUUGGUCGGGCCCCUCCUGAUGCACAUGACGGACAAACAGGCGUUCUGUGUGUUGGUCAAGUUGAUGGAGAAUUAUGAUCUGCGGUCGUCCUUCACGCCGGACCUGCAUGGGCUGCACGUCAAGAUUUACCAGUUCCGGGAACUGCUACGGUUGGAUCUGCCAGCGCUGUCAGGCCACCUCGAUGAUUUGCAGGUCGAUCCCGCCUACGUUUCACAAUGGUUCCUGUCUUUCUUCGCGGUGACAUGCCCUCUGCCGAUGCUGUUUCGCAUCUACGAUGUCAUUUUUGCCGAGGGUGCAAUCGAGACGAUCAUGCGGGUGGCCCUGUCGCUAAUGCGCAAGAAUCAGGGGCGCAUCCUUGCCUGCACCGAAAUGGAGGAUGUGCUGCAGCUCCUCCUCUCCCGUGGCCUGUGGGAUUGCUACCACUACAACGCUGACGAGUUUGUGCAUGACUUUGUCAGUCUAUCCAGCGUUGUGACUAGAGAACGACUCGCGGCGCUAGAACAGGGGUACAGGGAGAGCCAACUGACCACCCCACCCGCCAAUACAAGCGCCAAUGCUGCACGGGCAUCGGCCGUGUCCACUGCUGCAUCCCGCUUCCUGGGCCGCCUUUGGGCCAACUCGACCACCUCUCUGAAAGCAUCGCCCAAUACAACCUCCGCCAACCUCACCCCCGGAGCAGCAUCGCGCCCAAUGAGCAUGUUGCGGCGCACUGCAUCCAAGCAGAGCCUAGCCUCUACCUUGAAUUCCAUGGAGGCCGGCUCGUCAACCUCCACCUCGUCUGCCUCAAGUGUACUUACCGAAGCCACCACUAUUUCCAGGGACUCGGCCGCCGACGACAGCGCCAUCCCCGGCAAGCUGGCCGUCCAAAACAACAACUCCGAUAGCAAGAACCUCCACAGCCAGAUCGAAGACCUCCUCGUCGCCCUGAGCGAUCUUCAGCGACAACACGCACAGCUCGCCGACCAAUUACAAAAGGAGAGGGAAGAGAGGGAAGAGGAUCGCGCGGCCGUCCGCACGCUGCUUAGCGGAUUGAGGAAGAAGGCAAGCAACGAGACCUUAACGACUGCACACAGCGCCGACAGCGAAGAGACAAUCAAACCACAUGACGGCGCGGAUCACGGCCAUGGAGAGAAGCUCACUGGCGAGGGGCUUUCGGAGCUUUUGGACAAUCUUGAGGAUAGAUUCGGCAUCGAUCCCAACAAGAGACGGUCAUCGAUAACACAAACCAAGACGCAGAUGCGGGAUGAUGUCACGAGAGCCAAAGAACAUUUGCGCAUCGAAAUGACCAGGACUCAAGAUGCCAACAGGCGGGCCCUGGACCUCGAGGAAGAGAUCAAAACCAUGAAGGAGCAGCUGCGGGAAAGCCACGCCCACGUGCGAAACCUGCACACCGACAAACAGCGUCUGGAGAAGCAGAUUCACAGCAUGCGCGUGCGCGCUUCUGACUCGACCGGUAACGACGGUGGAAACAGCUGGUUGUCCAGAACCCCCAGCACCAAGUCCACCAAUGCUGGCCUGCGGGAGUUCAAGCUCAACCGCAGCAAGUCGACCCCUUCGCAGAUUAGCAUCAACAAGCGUACAUCGUCAUUGCUUAUGAUUGAUCCAAAGGAGCCCAUGCCACCUCCCCCGACGUCGGCACCGACGUCGAUGCCAACGCCGGCGUCACAGCAGCCAUCUCCAGCUGACGACAACGAGGCAUUGCUGCUUGAGCUGGUCCAGGCCAAGACGGCGCAGGCUGUCGCGAAACAAGAGGCCGAAGAGGCAAAACAGAAACUUGAGCAGCUCCGGAAGCAAAUGGGACUGCCGCCAGGGGACCAGCCAUUGCAAGCUCAACCUCCAUCUGGAUCCGUUAUGGGCAUGUUCCGGAGCUUCUCGUCGCCGGCUGCUGAAGCGCCGGUGGCUGCUGAGAAGACUGCUGCACCUGUGGCGGCUACACCAGCCCCGGCGGCGGCACCAGCAGCGACCUCAGGUGGUGGUGGGUUCUGGGGCUGGGGCAGGAAAUAA